CCUAGCUUCUGCUCUGCUCCUGCCUCCUCCUCUGGCCAUGACAGAGACUCGUGAGCCAGCUGAAACUGGAGGCUAUGCCAGCUUGGAAGAAGACGAUGAGGACCUCUCUCCAGGCCCUGAGCAUUCCUCUAACUCCGAAUACACACACUCAGAGCCGGACUCCGAAGAGGAAGAAGAUGAAGAGGAGGAGGAAGAGGAGACCACUGACGACCCCGAAUAUGACCCUGGCUACAAAGUGAAGCAGCGCCUGGGUGGGGGCCGGGGGGGCCCAUCCCACCGGGCUCUCCGUGCAGCCCAGCCCCCGGACCCCCCAGCCCAGCCCUGCCAGCUCUGUGGCCGCUCAUCCCUCGGGGAGGCCCCACCAGGCACUCCACCUUGCCGGCUCCGCUGUCCCGCUGCCGCCCCCCAGGAAGCACCAGCUCCCGAAGGCAGGGUGCUUGGCAAGGGCGAGAGAGAGGGGGAGCCACCGCGGGCUGGGGAGGGCCAGGGCCAGCCCGCUGGGCGGGAGGAGGAGCAGGACGAGGACGAGGAGGGCACCUACCACUGCAUGGAGUGCGAGGAUUCCUUCGACAGCCUCGGGGAGCUGCAUGGGCACUUCAUGCUGCAUGCCCGGGGUGAGGUGCAGGCAGAGCCCCUGCCCAGCAGCUUGGCAGGAAGGGCGAGGUGGGAGGAGGAGGGCUGA
This is a messenger RNA of Myotis myotis, 682 nucleotides long. RefSeq names its product zinc finger protein 428-like. The coding region runs from base 38 to 682 and encodes 214 amino acids. The transcript has a single exon. Lineage: Eukaryota; Metazoa; Chordata; Mammalia; Chiroptera; Vespertilionidae. The record is from RefSeq and is a predicted model, not a curated record.